AUGGCCGGACAUGGACCCCCCACGCUCAGGCAUGACCCCGCCAUCGACCGGUGGAACUCCAUGAGAGAGAAUGUAUACCUGCACUACAAGUGGACGCCUCGUGCAACGCGGACCGUGCUCAUAGGCGCAGUUGUCAUCCCUACCUUGCUCUACUACACCCUCUCUAACCAAGACACAAAGUGGCAAUGGACGGCGAAGCGCAAGGGCGAGUCGCUCGCGCGCGUCUCCACGCCAGAGGCGGAAUAA
Molecule: messenger RNA, 246 nt
Organism: Punctularia strigosozonata HHB-11173 SS5
Lineage: Eukaryota; Fungi; Basidiomycota; Agaricomycetes; Corticiales; Punctulariaceae
Exons: 5
Coding region: 1-246 (81 amino acids)
Cellular component (GO): mitochondrion
Source: RefSeq, a predicted model, not a curated record